CAGUGGGAAGGCAAUCGCGUGGAAGAAAUACGAUUAAAUUGAGCUGAAAUUUGCUAUUUGUAAUUUGAAUUAAUCCUAUUUAUAGAAUUUAAAUCCAGUUCAACUGAGUACAGUUUCCCCCAUUUUUGUUCUGUCUGAAAAAAACAUACUUUUCUUUAUCAGGCUCGCAUUUGGAUAGAUAGCUGUGGGAUUUCCUUUAUUUUUCCCUCUUUGCUUUUGCCCUGUGGUAACUUGUUGACCCUGAAGACGACCGCCUGGUUGUCUUGCUGGAUCUGAAUCGUAGCAUGAAAUUGAAGGCAACAUCCGUCACGCUGCUUUCUAAAGAAAACUUCCUCUAAACUUCUCUUUAUGGCGCAAAAUGACAGACUCUAACUUGAGGAACGGAAGCAACGAUGGGCUGUAUUUUGCUGAAACGUUCAACGAAUCUGCUUUGGAUCACAUAUUUCCAAAUGACAGCAUCACAAUAUGCAGGAACUUCACCAUGGACUCGCAGGUUGUCGGGGUCGGGAUCUUUCUUUCCGUUUUCAUUUUGGUGGCGCUUGUUGGGAAUAUUUUGGUUAUCCUGUCUGUGGUGUGCAAUAAACAUUUACAGACCGUCACAAACUUCUUCAUUGUCAACUUAGCCAUAGCAGACCUUUUGUUGAGUGUCAUUGUGCUGCCAUUCUCUGCAUCUUUAGAGGUUCUGGGAUGCUGGGUGUUUGGACGGAUUUUCUGUAACAUCUGGGCAGCUGUGGAUGUGCUCUGCUGCACCGCCUCCAUCCUCAGUCUCUGUAUAAUCUCUAUCGACCGGUACAUUGGAGUCAAAUACUGCCUUAAAUAUCCAACUAUUAUGACAGAAAGGAAGGCAGUGGCUAUUUUAGUCAUCGUUUGGGUAUCAUCUACAGUCAUCUCUGUUGGACCGCUCCUGGGCUGGAAGGAACCCCCGCCUGUGGACGAAAGCAUCUGCAGGAUCACAGAGGAGCCUGGUUACGCACUCUUCUCCUCUCUUUUCUCUUUCUACUUGCCACUCAUGGUUAUUAUCGUCAUGUAUUUUCGGGUGUAUGUGGUGGCCCGCAGGACUACUAAGAACCUGGAAGCGGGUGUCAAACGGGAGAGAAAUAAAUCUGUGGAAGUAGUCCUGCGCAUACACUGUCGCAGCGUGGUAGAAGACGCGCGUCCCGCCAGCUCCAAAAGCAACAAAAACCAUCCGUUUCGAAGUUCGCUCUCAGUGCGGCUGAUGAAGUUUUCUCGGGAGAAAAAGGCUGCUAAAACUCUUGCCAUCGUGGUGGGGAUGUUCAUCCUCUGUUGGCUGCCCUUUUUCUUCAUUCUUCCAAUGGGAUCCUUCUUCCCAGCACUAAAACCAUCUGAAACUGUGUUCAAGAUAGUCUUUUGGCUAGGAUACUUCAACAGCUGCAUCAACCCGAUGAUCUACCCCUGCUCCAGCAAAGAGUUCCAGCGGGCUUUCACUCAGCUCCUUAGAUGCCAGUGUCACCAAAGGCGGAGGGUCCUGCGUCGCUUCUAUGACCAGAGGUGGCGAACAGCUGUGAAAGGAAUAACAACAGACCAAAGGGGAAAUUACACCCCUGGCUAUGCUGUGCACGGAUCCUGUGACGGCUCUUUCUUACAUAAGAAAAAAGGAUGCUCGCUUGGAUUUAAGAGAUGGAGCCUUUUUCCACCUCUGCAAAAAUCCUCCUUCCAGUUCAAAGAAAAAGUGAACAAUCUGUCAAAUAAAUUCAAGGGAGGGACAGGAAAAGGCAGCACUGUACCAGUGGGUCACACUGAAACAGUGGAUACAGUCUCAAUGGGGAUUUACAACUCAUGUGAGCAGAGCAGUUAUCAGUUCUAUGAUCUAGCAGAAUGUUAUGGUCUGAAGGAGACUGACAUUUAGAGGGCCUCCAGAGAGACUUUUAUUUAUUUUCAAAGGGCCACACUGGACCAACUUGCAGAAAUGACUGUGAUAGGACAUAACAUUUGGAAAAUAUCUGAAAAUCAAAGUUGAAGCUGAAAAUAAUGGCUUGAACCCAGCACAAAUGGAACUAAUAUUUUCUUUCAGCCCCUCAUGGCUGUUGUGUUUCAUUACAUGAAACUUCCUGUAAACAGCCUUAAUUCACACAUUGGAGGUGAAUAUACUGCAGCAAACUCACUGACCUGACUGCUAUCAUUAGGCCACCAUGCAUUCUGCAAAAGCCCAUUUCUGUGGGUAAAAUAUUCAACACAAACCGAGAUCAUCAUUACAGUUAACAUGCAUUAUGUCAAACUCUAUUUCAGAGUCAGCUUGUCUUCACCUGAUGGCCAACUGACACCAUGUGAUCACGACAGCGACCACUUUGUUUGAUAUUUUUAAAGAUUUGAAGUUAAAAGAAAAAAAAAAAAACAAUAAAACAAAACUCAUAAAUACAAAAAAUGUGCUGAAGCUCUAUCACCGAAGAGUCAUGAAUGCAAUUUUCAUUAUUAGAAACUCUGGAAUCAAUUUAAUGUAAAAUACCAGAGUGGAUUAUGAUUAUUCAUCUUUGUUUGUGACAAGGCAUUGUAAGAUAAGAAGCCAGCAAAGAAUACAGAUGUUGCACAGUAUUUAUUGUCUUGGAUUUAUGGGGUAAUCUGACACAAAUGUGUAGACCUAAGUGUGAUCUGCAAUGCCAAGUGAGCAUUAAUGUGAAAUGAAUGUGCUGUUUUGUUUUGUUUUGGUUUGUUUUUUUGUUGUUGUUGUAGUUGUU
Molecule: messenger RNA, 2693 nt
Organism: Melanotaenia boesemani (Boeseman's rainbowfish)
Lineage: Eukaryota; Metazoa; Chordata; Actinopteri; Atheriniformes; Melanotaeniidae
Gene: adra1d
Product: adrenoceptor alpha 1D
Exons: 2
Coding region: 359-1867 (502 amino acids)
Biological process (GO): positive regulation of cytosolic calcium ion concentration; cell-cell signaling; phospholipase C-activating G protein-coupled receptor signaling pathway
Cellular component (GO): membrane
Molecular function (GO): alpha1-adrenergic receptor activity
Source: RefSeq, a predicted model, not a curated record